AUGGGCGCUCACCCCCUCCCUCGCCCUUCUUCGAAAAAGCAGCUGGCGAGGUUUGGAGCAUCGCCAGCAGCGAGCGAGGGAGCGACGCUCUCGCACGAGGAGCAUCUCACCACAGGAGUAGUUCGUCAGCCCAUCCGGGCUCAGCAAGGCUCGAUGCCAUCGAGGCUUCAUCCAGUCACACCCCCCCCAGGACCAGAGUUAACAUCAGGACAAGAUGGCUCUGUGAACAACCAGACUCAACCUCUUCCUGGCAUACCAGACAAUCCUCCUGCCACCAUUGCUACUCAGCCACCUCCGGGUACAUGGCCUCCAUUGAUGUCAGAUCUGAGGGCAGGCCAAGCCCCGGUACGUGUUCUAAUUUGCGGCCACAGUUACGUCUUCUGGGCCGGAAGGAGGGCAUCCAGUACAGCCGUUGGAACUCAGCUGGGUUUGAGUCGAAUUGCCCAUGUCCAGUGGAUGGGCAAGCGGGGCAUGCGUUGGGAGCACCUCCCUUCAAUGUUGUUUCAACCACGAGUUGCUUUUCCUCCCCCUCAGGUGUUGUUGAUACACCUUGGAGGAAAUGAUAUGGGUGUGCUGACUGGAAAGGCUCUGAUCCUGCAAGCUAUUGCAGAUUUUCAGUUGAUACGGCAACGUUGGCCAGGGAUUCUUAUCUUGUGGUCCUGCAUUAUUCCCAGACAAAAUUGGAGGGCUGGCCGCAAUCCUAGAGCUUUGGAUCGGGCCAGCCAAAAAGUAAAUAGUGAAAUUUAUAAACACCUUUUAAAACAUGGGGAUGUUAGCAUCCAACAUCCAUCAAUUAUUAAAUCCCGGAGGGAGCUGUACAGGAGUGACGGGGUACACCUAUCGGACCUCGGCAAUGACUUAUUUCUGUUGGAUCUGCAGAGGGGUUUGCAGGAGAUAAUUCUGCAUAGGUGGGGGGAUUCGACUAAGCCUUAGGCUUGUCUCCCCUGUGGCAGGGAAGCGGACAUCUUCACAUCACGAGGAUUGGUGAGCAUUCCAAGGCACCUAACGGUGAGGGGUAAACGCCUGAGGCUCACCAGCUGCGAACCUAGCGGCCCAGCUGGCGAGAUAAGGGUUACCCUUGAGGCCGACCUUUCUCACUCACCCGGAGGCUAGCGUCACGGGGAGGAGUGACACCGGAAAGGUCUCCCACCCCAAAAGGGGGAGCCAGUGGGUGGCGACAAGACUGCCGCCACCCAAAGGCCAGGAAUAGCUCGCCCUAGCUGGUAGCGGCUCUUGGCCGCUGAAGUUCUGAUGUCCGCUUAGGUUCAUCCCUCUGCAGAUA
Elgaria multicarinata webbii is the source of this 1282-nucleotide messenger RNA. RefSeq lists its product as uncharacterized. The coding region runs from base 1 to 933 and encodes 310 amino acids. The transcript is spliced from 3 exons. The record is from RefSeq and is a predicted model, not a curated record. NCBI's taxonomy places the organism in Eukaryota, Metazoa, Chordata, Lepidosauria, Squamata, Anguidae.